AUGUUUCUCAAGUCAACCAGGCAUUCUCAGUCACUAGGAACUAUCACAGGCAUUUGGCUGUUACCGAUCAUUGCUGUCAUUGUGGCGGGCGGAUCCGGCUCAAUUAUCUCAGAAUCUUUACCCGCAAAGCACGCCAAAAUAACAAUUGUUCUUUCCUACAUGCUUUUAGGCGGCGGUUUGUGCGUGACUUUUUUUGGGAUGACUCUAUACUAUGCCCGUCUCGCUUUCCACAAGGUCCCUGCCGCAAGCCUCAUUAUCACCGUCUUUAUUCCUCUAGGACCAUGCGCCCAGACAGCAUUUGCCUUUCUUCGCCUCUCGACAGCUAUCUCUGAGCUGUAUUCUGAUUUUGGUCAGCCGCUGAUCGGGAGUCGUCUUUUGUCGCCAGAGGAUACUAGGAUCAUGAAUCUUGCGAUCCAAGGUUGUUCCAUUCUGAUGGCCGUUGGAUUUUGGGGCCUUAGUUUUUUCUGGCUUUCACUGGGCCUGAGCAUCUGGAUCGACACAUGGAUUGUCACUAAGCUCAAAUUCAAUCCUGGAUGGUGGGGUGCUGUUUUUCCUCUGGGCAUUUAUGCACUGUCAACGAUUGAAAUGGGGACAGCAUUCGACUCUGGCGCUUUUAAGAAGUUGAGCAUCGUAUUUGGCUUGUGCGCAAUUUUAGUUUGGCUGUUGAUGGCAUCUUUGACGUUGUACAAUGUUGCACGUGGAAAAGUGUACGUUUGCAAAAUGUCCGGUUGA
Messenger RNA from Malassezia globosa CBS 7966, 732 nucleotides. RefSeq lists its product as uncharacterized. Gene Ontology annotation, biological process: transmembrane transport; sulfite transmembrane transport. NCBI's taxonomy places the organism in Eukaryota, Fungi, Basidiomycota, Malasseziomycetes, Malasseziales, Malasseziaceae. Bases 1 to 732 code for a protein of 243 amino acids. The transcript has a single exon. Gene Ontology annotation, molecular function: sulfite transmembrane transporter activity. Gene Ontology annotation, cellular component: plasma membrane. The record is from RefSeq and is a predicted model, not a curated record.